Molecule: messenger RNA, 5080 nt
Organism: Arvicanthis niloticus (Nile rat)
Lineage: Eukaryota; Metazoa; Chordata; Mammalia; Rodentia; Muridae
Gene: Vcpkmt
Product: valosin containing protein lysine methyltransferase
Biological process (GO): peptidyl-lysine trimethylation
Cellular component (GO): protein-containing complex; cytosol
Source: RefSeq, a predicted model, not a curated record
CGGGCUUUGAGAGACACGCAUGCGCUUUGGACAGUCGUUGUGCCUCUGGGAGGUGUGGGGCCUACGUGGGCGUGACGUCACCACGUGCCGCAGCCUGUGGCGGGCCGGUGUAGAGAUGGCGGCCGCCGUGGAGCCGGGGGUGGAGGACCCGCUGUGGAGCUUCGUGCGGGUUCUGGAGAAGCGAGAUGGGACAGUGCUUCGACUGCAGCAGUACGGCUCCGGAGGCGUGGGUUGCGUUGUGUGGGACGCCGCUAUCGUCCUUUCCAAAUACCUGGAGACGCCGGGGUUUUCUGGCGAUGGGGCCCACGCGCUGAGUCGGCGCUCGGUGCUGGAGCUGGGCUCCGGCACGGGGGCCGUGGGGCUCAUGGCUGCGACCCUCGGGGCAGAUGUUAUAGUCACUGAUCUUGAGGAGCUGCAAGACUUGCUGAAAAUGAAUAUUAAUAUGAACAAGCAUCUUGUGACUGGUUCUGUUCAAGCCAAGGUACUGAAAUGGGGUGAAGACAUAGAAGACUUGACGUCACCAGACUACAUAUUGAUGGCAGACUGUAUAUACUAUGAGGCGUCCUUGGAACCAUUGCUGAAAACAUUAAAAGAUCUCAGUGGAUCUGAAACUUGUAUUAUAUGUUGUUAUGAACAACGUACAAUGGGGAAAAAUCCAGAAAUUGAGAAGAAGUAUUUUGAGCUCCUGAAGCUAGACUUUGACUUUGAAGAAAUCCCGUUGGACAAACAUGAUGAAGAAUACCGAAGUGAAGACAUUCAUAUUGUAUACAUCAGAAAGAAAAAACCAAAACCGCCAUCAUGAAACCCUUUUCCAUCUUAGCCACGCCCCCAACAUCCUGGGUAAGGUAAAGAUGUGAACAGAGCAUGUGCAUAUCGCAUGGAAGAUUGCGUUACAGAUUUCUCCAGCAUGUCCUUAGAGAUCUGGUACAUGGAUGACAACUACCGUGGACUGCCCACAAUGUGAAAUGCCUGCCUGCCCGUGGGCUUGAAGUCUAACUUAGGUUUAUUUAGCUCAGCAUCAAGUUCUGCUUAAAAGAAACAUUGACAAUCACUCAAAUAAAAAUUAAUUUUGAGGGUAGCCUUAAGUCUGAAGCAGCGUUUCAUUUUCAGGAAACUUAGAAAUAAGUUGAUUCAAUUUCUGAUGGCAUCUAUUACUGUAUAGUAAUGUUCUGAGAGCUGGUGUCAUGAUGGUGUCUGCCUUUAAUACUAGCACUGGGGAGACAGAGGCUCUCUUGAGUUCCAGACCAGCCUGGUCUACAGAGCAAGCUGGUUUCAUGAAUAAUAAGACUGUCUCGAAGGAAGGAGGGAGAGAGGAAGGGAGGGAGGAAAGAAAGAAGAAAAAAACCUAAAACUAUAGAUAAAGUUGAUCCAAUCCGGCUUCCAGUGAUAGCAUCUCUUAUAUUCUAUUGUUUAAGGUGGAAGCCGUGAAUUCUGUCUUUAAGGUAAAGUUCAAAGGCAGUCUCACUUACAGAGCUGUGCAGUCGAUUCUCUGGUUUCCCUUGUGUUAUGUUUAAUACUUACAUGUUCUUUGAAAAGAAACUGAAAAUAUGUUUUGCACCUUUGCUGGCCAGAGUUGUGUUUUCCUCCAUCACAGGUAGGUGAGUGAACUAGAGUUGAGGGUGCUGUAGCUGGUCACCAAGAAGAUAAGUCAGGAGCCGGGAGCAAGUGCUGUCUCAGACGGAGGUGUGAGGAGAAGCCAGUUGCAGGCUUCUGUGCUUGUGUGGCUCCGGGAGUUGUUCUUAUGUAUUCGAUCCAAGAAAAUCUGAUUUUAAACUACUGAUGUUGACAUCAUAUUUAAAUGAAGUUCUGUGUGCAUUUAUCAAAUGCUUUUUACUGUGUUGUCUCCAACUUUUGUUCCAAUAAUCAUCUGCUCACAUAGACUAGUGUGUCGAUGUCUUGAACACCACCAGUUCCAAAAAGUAGUAACCAGAUGGAAUUCUGGAAUUCACAGUCGUUGGUGCUAGAUGGCACAUUUUAUGUGCUGAAAUAAACAUCGUUUUUGAAACCUGUGGCUCUGCUUCCAAGACGUCUCUGAAGAGAUGAUCACUCAUAGCGAGCAGCUGCUUUCCAGAAAGCAACGGCAGCUCCGGUUAGAGACUUGGAAACAAGAAUGAGUUCAGAACGAUGCUUUCUUCAGUCUUUUAAAGCUUGCUUGCUGUUACGUUUUCAAAAUACUGUGUCCAUGCAUGGCACCUCUUGAAGCAGCUUACCCCAGGCAGGCAGAGGCUGACUGUGCACUGCUUGCAGGCAGCAGCAUAGACGUCAUAGCUUGCUCUGUAUCAUGGAACUGGAGUGAGCACUGACCUUAGACCACUCGGAUUCUCACCCUUCCCACACGCUCCCCAACUCUACUCUUCAUGUGUAGUCCAGCCAACUUAACCCACACAGCAGCUCAGGACUGGCUUCCUGGGAACCACACCCUGCUUGCCCCCCCCCCCCCCACUAGCUAGACCCACUCCUUAACCUGUCCUUCCACAAUCACUGCCUCUGGGGACCUGACCUCGGGGAGUGACAGACUGGUGCUACAUAAUUUGUAACAGAAUGAAGUGGGAUCUUAAAACUCCCAUUUCUGGAGUGAGGCCAACACUGAGCUCUACUGCAGGACUUAGCUAAAGGGCACCCUUCAGAGAACACCUUCGUGCCCACUGCAUCCCACACAGAAGCCUGGGAGGACCUCUAUUGGAAGAGUUCAGUGUUGGGCACAUUUAGGUCUUUUGGUGAACAAGGCCCUGUAGUUGGGACCCACAGGAAGAAGGGCCUAGGGAGUAACUCGUCUGUUGAAGGUCAAGGGGAGACCAAUAUCUCUGCUUAGGCUUGUGUUGUUCAGGGAGAAACUUGGCUGGUUUAGAACAGAGCUUGGGGCAGAACAGCUGCUGUGAGCACUGAAGCAGAGGGUAGAGGAUCUGGCAGCCUGGGAAUUGAUCUGUGAGUUGUGGGCAGGAAGACUUAGCAGCGAUGUGUAUAUCCAUGGAGAGCUACACAGCACACACUGGAAGAUAGAGGCAGGAUCGUGGGUUCAAGGCCGUUCUGGACACACAGGAACAUAUCUCAAAUAGUAGAUGCAACAGAUGAAUGAGGCCACUAGCUGGGCAUCAACCAGUGUACUAGCUGUCUGGCUUCAAGUAAUUGCUAGUGUCUCAGGAAAAUGUUAGAGAUGAAUUGGGAUCCUCUUGAACAAGCAGGGUUUGUUGCUGUGGGCCUGUGGGCAGUGGCGCUAUCACCACUUACCAGAAUGUAGGUGGAAGUCACCUGGGAAGAGAUUGCAGCCCUGCACUGUCUUGUUUUUGUUGCCGGUGUAAGUUUGGGUUUUUUGUUGGUUUUGGUGUUUGGAGACAGUUUCUCUGUGUAGCCCUAGCUGUCCUAGAACCGGGAACUUCCUAGCUCUGUAGGAAGUCUUUUUUGUUUGUUUGUUUGUUUGUUUUUGUUUUUGUUUUUUUUGUUUUAAUUUUAGCUUUUUUUUUCAAGACAGGGUUUCUCUGUGUAGCCCUGGCUGUCCUAGAACUCACUCUGUAGACCAGGCUAGCCUCAGACUCAGAAAUCAGGCCUGCCUCUGCCUCCCAAGUGCUAGGAUUAAAGGCGUGCACCCCCACUGCCCAGCAUAGGAAGUGUUUCUUAAACCAGCUGCACAGUGAGGUCACCUGGAGAAUUGGAAGCAAGCAGAAGCCAAAAGCUAUGUGCUACGCUCAAGCUUCAGUCUAGCCGGAUUAAACAGGCGUGGUAUUGUUACUGGAGGACUCCAAAUAGCUUUAAUGUUUCCUAAAUUGAGAACCAUUGCCGUAAGGAAACCCGAGUCUACUUCCCAAGGGGGAGGCUAGAGAAGGGGAGAGAGCAAACGAAGUUGCUCAGGCCUGUCCUGCAGGGUGGGGCUGGACCUGAAAACCUGUGGAACACCUCAAGAAACCAAAGUCACUGCUAGCUCUGGUUAGAGUGGCCUGUCCUGCAGGGUGGGGCUGAAUCUGAAAACCUGUGGAACACCUCAAGAAACCAAAGUCACUGCUAGCGGCCCGAAAUGUAGGCUUGGGAAGGUCAAAGAGGCACACUGCAGGGAGCAUCACCAAUGACCUGAGUCUCCUCCAUGUUCUGCCUCUGGUUGGCUAACUUUGUUUCUUCUCCCAUUUCUGUCUGUGGAUCAUAGUUGGUAACACUGGGUUGGUUUUAAUUACCUACUAUUUAAAUGCAGGACAAAUUGGUGGUGGGUCUUCUACUUCUUUUCACCCCUUCCUCAGGCUUUCUGGUUAAAUGUGAUGAGUAAGGGUUUCUCACCCCACCCCCUCCCCCAGUGGAGGGUGGACAUAAAAGUAGGAAUGUAGUUCCAAAGGUCUCCUGUAGGUGGCAUUGCACAUCUUUGUCUUUAAAUAGUGUCUAUGGAAAAAGGGGGAGGGUUUUUAAUUGCAGUCACUCUGAGAUUUUUAAAUUUUAACUAAAUUUGGUUUUCAGAACUAGUCUACCCAUUAGGAAGUUCCUUGCUGAAGAAAACAUGGCAGAAGCUAAAUGAGAUUGUUUUCCCAGGAAGUUGUCUUUGGUGUAGCUUUCUUGCAGUUUCUUUCUGUUCAAGCUUUGUCGCUCACGAAGCUGCAUCCACUGUGAUUCAUGAAUCGCUUUUCUGCCAUAGAUCCUGUAUACAAGGAAGAGAGGCCUGUAAAAGUCUAAAUUAGUUCUAAUUAGUGCAGUUCUAAAAAUAAGGUUCAAGGUGAGCUUCAUUUUUAUAUCCGAUGUGCUUAGAAGUACUUAAAACCUCUAAAUCAGUUUUAACUAGUUCUCCAAAUGGGCACUCCUUCUUCAGUAAAGGAGAUUUCACAUCAGAAGACUAAAGCUGUCUGUCAGCGGCUCUCUCACAACCAUGUAAUAUGAUUCUGAAUGGGAAUAUGGUAAAGGCUCAGGCAGGUAAAGGCAGGUGAACUCGUUAAAACCUUAAGAUCCAUGUGGUAUAGAACGCAGACCACCCAGCCACUGAGGUCCUGUCACUUUUAAUUAUAAGAUGCAGUUUACAAAUAGCAUAUACAAUAUGCUAGGUCAAGUCCUUUGUAUGAUAAUGUUUUCUCCCUGUGCAUUUGGAAUAAAGUGUGUCAGAACAAACCUG